UCCCUCCGAGCUCCUCAACCCAUACACCAAGCCCUCUUCACUUCCUCCACCACCACCAAUCCACCGAGCCCAAUCCAAAGCCAUAAUCGCCCACAAACACGCACACCAUCUCCGGUGAGGUCUGAGCGAGGUAGGUCUAACUCUGAGCGACUUCUUGCGUCCUCCAGGUAAACCCUCUCUCCAUCCCAUCGAUCUUCACCGAUCUGUUCUUGUUCUUGGUCUCCCUCCAUAGCAGAGAGCUCCAGAGCCUUUUAGUUUCUGGUCUCUGAUUUUUUUCUUUUUCACCCCUUGUUGUGGAAUACUCCAGUAGUAGGUAGGUAGUUAGCCAAGAGAGGCUCUUUUUCCACACCUCCUUGUGCUUCUGUGUCCAUUCAACAGUAGAUCUGUGUGGGACAGCCAUACCUGUCCUGCCUGUUCUUUGAUUUUAGCUAAGAACAAGGCUAUUAUUCUUUCUUUUAUUCCCCCAAAGACAAAGAAAAAUCCCCCAUAAAAAAUCCAAGUAGAUUGUUCUUCGAUGGCCGCUGCUAUAAAUCUUCCUGGGCCCGCCGGCGAGGAUCUGAUGCGAGCAAUGGAGUCCUUCAUGCAAGAAGACGCUCCAUCCCCUCCUCUGGCCAUGCAGCCGGCGCCCGCCACCUUCCCUCCGCCGCCGCCGUUCCCCGCCGGGGCCCACGGGCUCAGCUACCCUCCGGCGACCCACCUGACCCCGGCCCAGAUGCAGUUCAUCCAGGCCCAGCUCCACCUUCAGCGGAACCCGGGUCUCGGCCCGCGGGCGCAGCCCAUGAAGCCGGCGGUCCCCGUGCCCCCCGCGCCGGCGCCGGCGCAGCAGCAGCGGCCGCAGAAGCUGUACCGCGGCGUGCGGCAGCGCCACUGGGGCAAGUGGGUCGCCGAGAUCCGCCUCCCCCGCAACCGCACCCGCCUGUGGCUGGGCACCUUCGACACCGCCGAGGAGGCCGCGCUGGCCUACGACCAGGCGGCGUACCGCCUCCGCGGCGACGCGGCGCGGCUCAACUUCCCCGACAACGCCGCCUCCAGGGCGCCGCUGGACUCCGCCGUCGACGCCAAGCUGCAGGCCAUCUGCGCCACCAUCGCCGCCGCGUCGUCCAAGGGCGGCAGGGCCAAGAGCAAGGCCACGCCCAUCAACGCCCCCGUCGUGGACGCGGAGGCGGCGGCGAGCAACAGCAGCUCCGACGAGGGCUCCGGCUCCGGGUCGGACGACGAGAUGAUGUCGUCUUCCUCCCCGCUGCCGGCACCUCCGGCGGCUCCGCUGGCGGAGAUCGGGCAGCUGAACUUCGGCGAGGUGCCGUGGGACGAGGCCGAGAGCUUCGUGCUCCGCAAGUACCCGUCCUACGAGAUCGACUGGGACGCGCUGCUCGCCAACUAGCUGUUCAUCGACCAAUCAAUCUGCCAGUGAUGUAAUUUCAGUAGUAGAGUGUAGCUUUGUCAAUUUGUCAUCCACCAUGGCCGGUGCUGCAGAUGAGGUUUUAGGCAUUCUGCACGGCGCGGCCCGUGUGUAAUUUGUAGCCAAGUAGAUUUCCGUUCUUGUUGGUCCCCGGACCUCGCCGGCGUUUUUGUGACCGGCGUCCUGCUCCGGAUGUUACUGUAAAAUGUUCCGUGGGUGCACAGCAUUGGUGUACUGGUCUGUCUGUAAAAAAGUUGGGAUCUUUAGGUUGUAAUCAACUGCUGUUGUUAAUUGUAAGAAUCUGUCUCCUCAUCAUCAA
Molecule: messenger RNA, 1718 nt
Organism: Setaria italica (foxtail millet)
Lineage: Eukaryota; Viridiplantae; Streptophyta; Magnoliopsida; Poales; Poaceae
Product: ethylene-responsive transcription factor RAP2-13
Exons: 1
Coding region: 515-1381 (288 amino acids)
Biological process (GO): regulation of DNA-templated transcription
Molecular function (GO): DNA binding; DNA-binding transcription factor activity
Source: RefSeq, a predicted model, not a curated record